GUCCUCUGCUUCCUAUCGGCAGGGUUUAUAAAUCUGUGAUCCAGGCCGUCCAGAAAUCAGACCAAAGACACCCGUUCCGGUCUCUGCUGGACAGGGACAUCUCGGUGUCCCCGGAUUCCGUCCGCCUGCUCGUGAACCGGUCUCUGGUCCUCCUUAACCGGUUCUCCGAUCAGAUGAGGAAGCUGCUGCUGGUGGAAGACAUGUUCGACUCUCUCAAGCUGGCUGCGGUCAUGUGGAUGAUGACGUAUGUCGGAGCGAUCUUUAACGGAGUCUCCAUCCUGAUCCUUGCGGACAUUAUUUUCUUCAGCACUCCGCUCCUCUACCAGAAGAAGAAGACACAGAUUGAUCAGUACACUGCACUGAUCCGGUCCAGAGUGGAGGAGAUGCUACAGAAGGUGCAGGACAGGUUACCUGGUGCUGUGAGAAGAUCCAAAGCUGAGUGACCAGCUGACACCACACUGUGGUCUGAUUGGUCCGUCUGUAAGCGAAUCAGCUGCUGACUGAUAAGAAAACUGCAGUGAAAUUGAGUGUUUGUUUUAUUCAAUUUGUUUCUCGAUAUUAAAAGAAGAGUUCACAU
Etheostoma cragini (Arkansas darter) is the source of this 577-nucleotide messenger RNA. RefSeq names its product reticulon-3-B-like. Gene Ontology annotation, cellular component: postsynaptic density; neuron projection. The transcript is spliced from 6 exons. The coding region runs from base 174 to 443 and encodes 89 amino acids. Gene Ontology annotation, biological process: endoplasmic reticulum tubular network formation; brain development; neuron differentiation. Lineage: Eukaryota; Metazoa; Chordata; Actinopteri; Perciformes; Percidae. The record is from RefSeq and is a predicted model, not a curated record.